Mollisia scopiformis is the source of this 1005-nucleotide messenger RNA. RefSeq names its product putative glycosyl transferase. Gene Ontology annotation, molecular function: mannosyltransferase activity. The record is from RefSeq and is a predicted model, not a curated record. Gene Ontology annotation, biological process: mannosyl-inositol phosphorylceramide biosynthetic process. NCBI's taxonomy places the organism in Eukaryota, Fungi, Ascomycota, Leotiomycetes, Helotiales, Mollisiaceae. The transcript has 4 exons. Bases 1 to 1005 code for a protein of 334 amino acids.
AUGACAGCGACAAGCCCCGUCUUCCGGUACAACUUCAGGAUACUGGCAGUGAUCGUACUUGUCGUUCUCAUCUACUUCCGACACAGUAUCCAGGUCGUUCUUUCCAUCACUACACUCCCCAUCACGUGGAGGCUGACAUCGUCUGACUUCUUCAUUUCGCAACAACGAGAUGAUUUCGAUAUUACGUUUGGCAACUACUCGGAGAACAAGCAAGCUUCGUCCCCAGAGUAUCCAGAUCUCAUUCCUCCCAUCCUUCAUCAAAUCUCUUUGGGUCAUAAGCAACCGCGAGAGGCAUGGGUAAUAGCAAGGAAUGCCUGCUUGUCGUAUCACCCGGACUGGGAAACGCAUUUCUGGACAGAUGAAAAUGCCGGGCAAUUUGUGGAAGACAAGUUUCCUCACUUGAAGAGCAUGUGGGAUGGGUACAAGUAUCCGAUUCAGCGGAUAGACGCUCUACGGUACAUGGUGUUGCAUGAGUAUGGAGGGACUGUACUUGAUAUGGACCUCGAAUGUCGAAGAUCUUUGGGGCCACUGAGAAGAUUUGGCUUCGUAGCACCGGCAGCUCAUCCAGUUGGCUUUUCCAACGGCUUCUUGAUGGCCAGCAAAGGCCAUCCUUUCGUAGGAGAGCUGCUUCGGAACCUACCCAUCUUCAACUGGAACUGGCUUGGAUUACCGUAUGCUACCGUCAUGUUCAGUACGGGAUGCCACUAUGCCUCAGUCAUCCACGCUCUUCAGGGCAACAGAACUGAUCUCAGGAUCCUCGAGAAUCCGAAUCUCCAUCGUCUGAAUGGACACGUCACCACCCCGUUAUUUCAUCAUCUUGGCGCUUCAUCGUGGCAUUCUUUCGAUGCUCACUUCAUUGUUUCUAUGGGGAAAUUAGCGGUGCCUUUAGCGAUGUUUGGUAUUUCUUGCGGGUGUAUCUUGGUGUUCUUGUGGGCUGGUCUGUUGCAGUGUAAGCUGGCACGAGUAAGGAGGGCUUCUGUUGUGGAGAAGUCUUUUGUAGAAUAG